UCCUCCUAGUGAAAUACAUUUCUUACCAGUUACAUGAAGUCACAUCUUUUGUGGAUUGAAAUCUCAAUUGGUGCUAAUUCACCAUUUGGGAAAUCGCGAAUGCUUUCAGUCCUUCAAUCUUUGGGUAGUGGUGCACUUCACCCUCUUGUGGCAGAAAUUAGUAUUACAACAAUAAACCUCCAAACAAAAGUGUAGCCUGACAAGAGUUUUUUUCAUAUCUUCUCAAUUAUGAUUAGAUUAAAUUUAGAAAAAACAGAGACUCUUUUUGUUGCACAUGUUGAUGCAUUCUUCUUCUCUUACACCAGUCCUUUCCUUUGUUUCCUUCCUUUCUGUAUAUUAUUUGAAUCUUCUCACGUUUUUUAUCCUCCAGACAACAGUAAUUGAAUACGUCAAGCCAUCUGAUCUGAAGAAAGACAUGAACGAGACUUUUAAGGAGAAGUUUCCUCACAUCAAACUCACUCUCAGCAAGAUACGCAGUCUGAAGAGAGAGAUGAGAGUAGUCGGGGAGGAUUGCGGCAUGCAGCCCGUCACCAUGGCGAUGGCGUUGGUCUACUUUGAGAAGUUGGUGCUGCAGGGUCGACUCAAUAAACAAAACAGGAAGUUGGUGUCGGCUGCCUGCAUCCUACUGGCUGCUAAGAUCAGCAGUGACCUCAAGAAACAGGAGGUCAAACAUCUCAUUGAUAAGCUGGAGGAGCGUUUCAGGAUCAGCAGGAGGGAGCUGAUAUCGUUUGAGUUCACCAUCCUGGUUGCCCUGGAGAUGGCGCUCUACCUCCCGGAGAGCAAAGUCAUGCCACAUUACAGGAAGCUGGUGCAGCUGCAGCAGUCGAAGCAGUGACACACUGAUCCCUCCCUCCAGGAACCCUGUGCAACCUUCACCUCCACCCCAUGAUGGACAGGUGUGUGUCUGUGUGUGUGAUGCCUGGCUCAGAGCUACUAAGUAACCACCCUCCUGCACACUGUGACGGUAGUACGACCCCUUAUUGGCUCCUCUGCAGCACAGAGCACAGCGGCGUCCCUCCCCCUCAAACCAAAGCGACGGCACACUGUGAUCGAUGGUUUAGCAGCAGCAGGGCCGAUGCCUGGCUCAACGGCACCGUGGGCAUCGCUCGUGGGCAAAUUCCUCAUGAGGCUCAAAAUCAUGUCUUCCGUAAACAAAAUGUUUUCUUUUCUUUGGUGUUUUCUUACUAUCUUCUCUGCAGAGGUUUUAGGAAUACAUCUCUCUGAGGAUCGCUGGUUCAAACUUGCACUGCAGAUUUUUAACCAUUUUGGUUCAAUCAUGUUGGAGCGUUUGAUAAGCUGUAAUUAAUCUGCAGUUUGUAAUGUGAGUGAGUAUCGGCUCCUCUGGGUUUCACUGCUGCACCUGAACCUCUUCAGAUGUUACAGGAGAGCUUCUCAAUUGUUCAAAUCAGUGGAGAAAUUUAGUUACAGACUAAAUCUAAUCAGAACGGCCACUUUAAAAUAAACUUCCAGUCCGUUCAUACCAUGGAGUUCCAUAAUUACAAUUUCAAAAUAUUUUGACAACUGAAGAGUUCAUUGUUUGUGUAACGCUGUGGGCCAAAGACACUGAGACUGAGACUGUGGUAACUAAGAAAUUAGCAAUAAAGGCCAAAAAUAACGUAUUUUAGUUUAAAUAAAUCAUUGAACAAGACGUUUGCAUUUGACAAUCACUGCAUUUCAAAGCAUCUUUAAUGAGUUCAGCAAAAGUAGCAACAUUUUGAACAACAUUCACUUUUCAUUGUUCAUCCAUUUAAGCGUGAAAUUGAAAUUGAUGGCUCCCUCUUGGUGAACAGUUCCCAGUUCUUCCCUGCGUCUCGUCCUCGUUAUACUGGUUUCACUGGUCAGAAUUCUAGUUGGGUCUCUCCCUCGCAUUGAUGACAUAGCGUCAGUACCUUUCUCUAUUUAGACGUUUAAGUGCCUUGCCUCAGGGCACUCGGAUAUUAUCUGUUUCUAUCUCGUCCGUCCGUGGAUCCAGAGGUUCUUUCUCUCCACCUCUCUUCCGUGUUUGGACCUCUGUGUCUCCAGCAGCAGACUGCUGCUCCCUCUGGUGGUCGCAGAGCAGCGCUGCAUCUACACAAAGAUGCUGCCAUGGUGACAAGAAGCAUUCCCAUCACACUGCGAUCGGUCUCUGCUACAGCGAAACGCUUUCAUGUCAUUGUGUUUUUGAGGGAGAGGACGGCUUCUUGAGUUGGACAAAGACGUUAUUCACGUUUCCCCGGAGGCAGCUCGCUGUAGCUGCAGACGUCCUGAGGCAACAUCUAGUACCAGAAGUAGCUUCCUGCUCUUUAACUACUUUAGAAAACUCCCAUUAUUUAUUCUGUUAUUUAUUAUGUUACUGUAUCAUAAAAGGGAAAAAUAUUUAACCAGGUAAAAUGUGCUUUGUCCAAAAUCGAAAUGAGUUUGUUCUUUUAGAAGUAGUCAGCUUUUAUUAAGAGCGGCCAUGUUGGAUGAGAGAAAAAAGCACUGAUUUUUCUUGUCUGUUGUUUUUGCACUUUGCUUUUUUGCUUCACAAUCCUGACUCUUUAUUUCAUCACUAAGUAACAAAUACGAUAAUAUUUUUUACAUGGAAUGUGUGAAGCAUGUUAUUGUAUUAUUCUAUAUGGAAACUGACCAAUUCACAGUAAUGUAUUGCUUAUUAUCAAGAUGAAGAAUCGUGUUCACGAUGAAACAGUCAGAGCUGAUGAUGCAAAGCAUUUCAUUCAGAGAGGAGGAGCUGAUGAUGUUGACUAGAAGCAGAGUCGAUGGGUGGUCACGUGGUAUCAGGUUGUUUUGAAGCUUCCGGUAGGCUUUUUGUUUUAAACAUGUCUUACAAAAUGUGUCCUCUCCUUCUCUGACUGGGCCAAUCAUCUAUGAAAACUAGCCAGUUGGAAGAGGGAGUGACCGUGAUUGUGUUUCCUUAUGCAGCCACUCAUUGUGGUAAACCGUGCAGCCGAACAGAAAUUAAGAUUAAAGUUCUAACUAUUUGUAGAUUCAUGGAUAGGCUGACUGAUGAGUAACUAUUUUAAUCUUCAAUAAUCAUUUCAUCCAUUUUUCAAAAAACAAAACAUUUCAUUAUUUGUUGGUUUUACCUUCUUAAAUGUGUCUGCCUGACAGAAAAAAACAAAAUGAAAUAAAAAUGUAUUUUUUUUUCAUACAUUGAAAAGAGCUCUGCAUAAAUAGAAAUACUGCAUCAUCAAGAGCAUAAAGAGAUGUUCCUUAAAGACGGAGGUUUUGGUUGCAGUUUUCUCUCCUGCUGUUUUAAGCUGUGAAGAAGAAUCCAGGCCUCAUUGUUUGCACUGUGACACUGAGUGGAUUUAUGUUAUGUUUGUAAAAUCCAGGGUAAAAAAAAGGCUAUUUUGGCGGCUGGGAUUCUUAUGUUGAAGUUAAGGAAAUGACAAAGAUGUUAAAAAGAAGCACUAUUCCUAAAGAACUGUGUUGAAUAUAAGACUGAGCUUCCAGAGUGGUCUUCUCCACCUAAAUGAUUGAUUCUAUGCAGCCAUUAUUCUGUCAGCUGACCUUCAUCCCCCUCCUCCUCCUCCUCCUCGGUGUUUACCUUUAAUGUGCCACAGCAUUUAUUUUCACCUAUUUUAUUUUGACCUUACGUGUUGUGUUUAUUUUAUUGUUUUUGAUGAAGUCACUAUUAUUUAUAUUCUUCUUUAAGCAAUGUAAGGCUGUGGUGGGAAAAUGUGUUAGAUUUUUAUGAUUAUUAUACAAUCAUUUUUUUUUAAACGUGUUUGUAGUGACAGCUGCUGUGUCGUAAAGUACACAACUCAACAGUAAGGUACUCGACACAAAACUAAAGCUGAAUGGAAAUAUUUAUACAAAUAUUUGGUAAAAGAUAAAGACCAUAUACUGCCAAUGUUAUGUUUAAUUUCCAUAAUAAAAUGUAAAGUACUA
Pungitius pungitius (ninespine stickleback) is the source of this 3873-nucleotide messenger RNA. Its product is annotated as CDK5 and ABL1 enzyme substrate 2-like. Bases 275 to 835 code for a protein of 186 amino acids. The record is from RefSeq and is a predicted model, not a curated record. The transcript has 4 exons. Lineage: Eukaryota; Metazoa; Chordata; Actinopteri; Perciformes; Gasterosteidae. Gene Ontology annotation, biological process: regulation of cell cycle.